UUGUAGGGCCCUGACAGGUGUAAAAAAUAAUGGUUCAAGUUCUCUUCUACCUCAAAUUUGGCACUUUUAGAACCACUGAGUUUAGAGAGAUAAUAAUGUAGUAUGUUUAGAGACAAAAUACUUUUGUCUCCUUUUGCUUGAAACUUCCACCUAUUGAGUCUUUCUCCGAAAAAGUGACCACAGGCACUAUACUGCUAAUAGCAACAGCCCUGACCUAUAUUCACGUAUGUCGUAUUCAGGUAUGAACUAAGCGCAAUGCUGACUAAAGAUGCUUUUUAGAACCGAAGUGGCAAAAGCCACCUGAGACAGGAACAGAAGUGCCAGCGUUAAGUGACAGAUGAACAGCCAGUAGCAAAAGUGGCAGCCUUGCAAUUUCCCUGCAUUUAUGGAGUACGAAAACGGAGGGGUAUUACCUCGUUUUGUUUCUCCAGGUUGGAUGCUUAUCUUAAUAUUCAGCAAUAUUGUGUGUGCUAAAACAGAGUAUAAGAGGAGGGAUGUGUUUUCUCCAGCUCAGGCGUGUGUUGCUCCCGCUCUGCGUGGCGGCCUGCUCGGGGCAUGGCUGUGCCCCUCGCCCCAUCCCCCUGCUUCCAGCCUGCUCUCGUAUUUUGUCUGACAGCGCUCUCUGCUUAUUAACAUGACUAUAGCCUCUUUGUGCCCUCCGUCAGAAGAAAUCCCGCGCCAGAAUAAAUUUCAGGGGCGACAGAUUGGAACAGUUUGGCCAGAUGAUGGCACACAAAGGUCUGCGGGCGAAGCAGCACCUGUGGUUUUGCACCUCCCCGGUUUGGCCCCGGGCAGGAGCAGCGGUGGGCGCGUUUGCUACCCUCCUCUGGCCGAUCCUCUCCCUGCAUGCUGGACCCCGGGGCAGAGGUGAGGGCCUUCAGGUAGACCCUGCGAAGGAGAUGGCGGUGGCUGCAAUAAGCAGUUACUAUCUUUGUGUGUCCCCAGGAAGGGGUGCUCAGCUGUGCUAUACUUUAGAGCUAAGAAAAACAUGGUAUUCUGGUUCCUAGAAAAGGAACAGUUUGCAGGAGUCUUUCCAUGACCGUGUCCACUGACACUGGCAUCCGGACUGGACUGGGAAAAGCAACGAGCAGCCCCAGGCCAGGGCAGAGAAAUGCCCGUGGGUUUCUUUGAGGCUGUGUCUUGUCUGAGCACCUCCUAAAGCAGAAGGGAUUUUUCCUUUCUCCCACGAUGGGCUCUGGCUGCAGGUUGCUUUGGUUGGAUCCUGCGAGGCCAACUGGCGGACACCUCUCUGCCAGGCUGUGGGCGGGGGGACACUAGGUACCCCGUCGGGGAAGGCGCCGGGGGGCAGCUGCCUCCCCAGGAUGGACGGGGGCUAACGCGUGCCUGGUGACAGCGUGAGGGUCGCGUGCCUCGGCCCCCAGCCCUUCCUGGGGAGGCAGCCGACCUGAACCCCUCGCUUUGCGCCAGGCUGUGGGCCCCGGCCGGGCGCGCUGGGGGCCUGUGCAGGGCCCCGGGCACCCCCGGGGGGCAGGAUCCACGCGAGCCCUGUGCGGGGGAGGCCAGUGGCGAGCGGGCCAGUGGGGGGCUCUCCCGGCCCCAGCGCCGGGGCCGGUCGCCGAUGCACGUCCAGGCUGGAGGGAUCGUCCCCGGCUGGGAGGAGCCAGCAGCUCCGCUGCUGUAAACAGUGCGGGCACCGCCGGCGGCUGGAAGAUGGAUAUAAAUAGGGAGGCGGAGGGGAGGCAGGCGGAGCGGAGCCGCCUGCGCUGCCGGCCGUGCCUCUGCAGCCGGGUGCAGCGCCCGCGGGGUCCCGAGCGCCGCGGCGGGCGGCGGCAGCGACCGGGAGGCGGCGUGAAAAGUUCGCGGCUCUGGCUGCCGCGGGAUAGGUGUCCAGAAAACUAAAAACACUGAAGAAUGGCUUUUCCUACCUCCAUGUGCCUGGUGGAAAACUUCUUUUUGCUUCUGUUUGUAAUCUCCAUUGUAAGCACAGCAGAAGCAGCUGUGGCAUGUCCUGAUAAGGAUCCUGAGCUGGAAAACUGGAACCCAGGUCACGAUGAAGAAAACCAUGUUGAAAUCCGCAACGGCAGGAAGCUCCUUCUCUCGGCUUCUGCCACUGUCCGCUCCAUCCACAUCACAGAUGGAGGAAAACUGGUUAUUAAAGACGAUGUACAGCCUAUCAUUUUGCGUGCUAGACAUAUACUCAUCGAAAAUGAUGGAGAGUUACACAUCGGCAGCGAGAUGUGCCCUUACCAAAGCAAUGUGGCCAUCAUCUUGUAUGGGCGAGCGGAUGAUGGCAGCCAGCCAAAUCCCUACUUUGGGCGAAAGUAUAUUGGAGUAAGUAAAGGUGGCACUGUUGAGAUCCAUGGGAGGAAAAAGUUAUCCUGGACUUUCUUAAACAAGACUCUCCAUCCUGGUGGCAUGGAAGAAGGUGGAUAUUUCUUUGAAAGGAGCUGGGGUCAUCGAGGUGUCAUUGUCCAUGUUAUUGACCCAAAGACAGGGGCAGUUGUCCAUUCAGAUCGGUUUGAUACCUACAAAUCAAGAGGGGAAAGCAUACGCCUUGCCCAGUAUUUGAGUAGGGUUGCAGAUGGCAUGAUCCUGUCGGUUGCAGUGAACGAUGAAGGAUCUAGAAACUUGGACGACACAGCCAGGAAAGCAAUGACCAAACUGGGCAGCAAGCAUUUCCUCCACCUUGGGUUUAGACACCCAUGGAGUUUUAUUACUGUUAAAGGAAAUCCCUCCUCUUCUGUUGAAGACCACAUUGAAUAUCAAGGUCACAAAGGGUCAGCGGUGGCCAAAGUAUUCAAGCUAUUCCAAGCCGAGAAUGGAGAACAUUUUAACGUCUCUUCCACGAGUGAGUGGGUUCAAGAGGUAGAGUGGACAGAGUGGUUCGAGAAGCCUGAUAAAGCAAGAUCUAAGGACAUGGAGAAGCUUUCAGAUUUCAAAGCUGCUCAUCCUGAUAAAAUCUGUAGUCAGCCCAUUGAUAUCCAGGCACUGACGCUUGAUGGAGCUAAUUUAACAACUGAGGUUUUUUACAAAAGUGGCCGUGAUUAUAGGUUCCUGUGCCAUGGUAAGGACCAGACAGACGAAGGUUGCCAGAACUACAAAGUACGGUUCCUGUGUGGCAAAUCUGUGAAACCCAAGCUCACAGUUACCAUUGACACCAAUGUGAACAGCACGAUCUUGAAUCUCGCGGACGAUGUGAGCUCGUGGCAACCUGGGGACAGGAUUGUGGUUGCUAGCACGGACUACUCCAUGUACCAGGCAGAAGAGUUCCCGGUGCUGCCAUGCAGGUCCUGCAGAGCCAACCAGGUCAAGGUAGCAGGGAAAGCGACGUACCUCCACAUUGGAGAAGUCAUUGACGGCGUUGACAUGAGAGCAGAAGUGGGGCUGCUGAGCCGGAACAUCAUGAUCAUGGGCGAGAUGGAGGCGCAAUGCUAUGAGUACAGCAGCAAGUUGUGCUCCUUCUUUGAUUUCGACACCUUUGGGGGACAUAUCAAGAUUGGUCUUGAUUUUAAGGCUACACAUAUCGAAGGUCUAGAAUUGAAAUAUAUGGGCCAGCAGACAAUGGGACAUUACCCAAUUCAUUUCCAUAUGGCUGGAGAUGUGGACGAGAAGGGAGGCUACAACCCUCCAACUUACGUGAAGGAUGUCUCCAUUCACCAUACCUUCUCCCGCUGUGUCACUGUCCAUGGAUCCAAUGGUUUACUGGUGAAGGAUGUUGUGGGUUAUGAUGCACUGGGCCAUUGCUUCUUUACUGAGGAUGGACCAGAAGAACGCAAUACAUUUGAUCAUUGCCUUGGACUGCUUGUUAAGCCUAGUACUUUGCUCCCCUCUGACCGAGACAGCAGGAUGUGCAAGAUGAUCACAGAGGGUGCUUACCCAGGGUACAUCCCAAAACCCAGGCAGGAUUGUAGUGCAGUAUCCACCUUCUGGAUAGCCAACCCCCACAACAACCUUAUAAACUGUGCAGCUGCGGGAUCUGAAGAAACAGGCUUUUGGUUCGUUCUGCACCACGUGCCCACGGGGCCCUCGGCAGGCAUGUAUUCCCCCGGCUAUUCGGAGCACAUUCCGAUGGGGACGUUCGCCAACAACCGCGCACACUCCAACUACCGGGCUGGGAUGAUAAUUGAUAAUGGUGUUAAAACCACUCCAGCCUCAGCCAAGGAUAAAAGACCUAUCUUGACACUGAUUUCUGGGAGAUACAGCCCACACAAAGAUGCUGAUCCUUUGAAGCCCAGGGAACCUGCCAUAAUUGAACGCUUUAUUGCCUACAAGAAUCAGGAUCAUGGGGCCUGGCUGCGGGGUGGAGAUGUGUGGCUGGACAACUGCCAGUUUGCUGACAAUGGCAUUGGCCUGACCUUGGCAAGUGGUGGAACCUUCCCUCAUGAUGAUGGUUCAAAGCAAGAAAUCAAGAACAGCCUGUUCGUUGGCGAGAGUGGAAACUUGGGCACAGAGACUAUGGACAAUGAGAUCUGGGGACCUGGAGGCCUGGAUCACAGAGGAAGGACCCUGCCUAUUGGCUCGAAUUUUCCCAUUCGAGGAAUCCAGUUCUACGACGGACCAAUCAACGUCCAGAACUGCACGUUCCGCAAAUUUGCUGCCCUGGAUGGCAGACACACGAGUGCUUUGGCGUUCCGGCUCAAUAAUGCCUGGCAGAGUUGUCCCAACAACAACGUCACCGACAUUCAUUUUGAAGACGUCCCUAUUACCUCAAGGGUCUUCUUUGGAGAACCUGGACCCUGGUUCAAUGAUCUGAAUAUGGAUGGUGAUAAAACAUCAGUUUUUCAUGAUGUAGAUGGUUCUGUGUCUGAAUAUCCAGGCUCAUAUCUUAUAAAAGAAGAUAACUGGUUAAUCAAACACCCUGACUGCAUUGAUGUGCCUGACUGGAGAGGGUCUAUCUGCAGUGGACAUUAUGCACAGAUCUACAUCCAAGCCUACAAGCCAGCCAACCUGAAAAUGAAAAUAAUAAAAAAUGACUACCACAAUCAACCACUCUAUUUGGAAGGGGCUUUGAGCAAAAGCACUCAUUACCAGCAAUAUCAGCCAGUUAUAACUCUGAGGAAAGGCUACACCAUCCACUGGGACAAGACAGCCCCUGAAGAACUGGCCAUAUGGCUCAUCAACUUCAACAAGAAUGACUGGAUCCAAGUAGGGUUUUGUUAUCCUAAAGGAACGACAUUUUCCAUUCUCUCAGACAUCCAUAAUCGUCUUUUGAAGAAAACGUACAAAACUGGAACCUUCUAUAGAACCUCUCAGAUGGAAAAACUGGAGCACAGAUAUCCUAGCAAAGGAUACUACUACUGGGAUGAGGACACUGGACUGCUGUUUCUGAAACUGAAAGCUCAAAACGAAAAGGAGAAAUUUGCUUUCUGCUCUGUCAAAGGCUGUGAACGAAUAAGAAUCAAAGCUGUGAUUCCAAAGACCGCUGGUAUCAGUGACUGUGAAGCCAUGGCCUAUCCCAAGUACAUUGAGACACCAAUUAUAGAAGUCCCAAUGCCUAAGAAGCUCUCUAGUGCACAAUUGAAGACUAAGGACCACUUACUGGAAGUGAAAAUAGAAACUUAUAAGAAGCAGUACUUCCACCUAAAGGAUGACUUUGCAUACAUGGAGGUUGAUGGUAUAAGGUUUUUCCUAACUGAUGAGGGAAUUCAACUGAUUGUGAUUGACGGACAUCAUGGAAAAGUUGUUGAUCGAGUAACAUUCAAGAACUCGAUUCUACAAGGAAUUCCAGCACAAAUAGAAAAUUAUGUCAACAACAUCAAAGAUCAUUCUAUAGUGCUGGUGACAUCUAAAGGAAGAUUCAUUUCCAAAGGACCAUGGACUAAAGUACUGGGGAAACUUGGAGCAGCAGAGGAUUUUAGGUUAAAAGAAAAAAUGGCUUUUGUUGGAUUCAAAGGCAGCUUCCGCCCCGUCUGGGUGAAACUGGUCACUGAUGAGGAUUCAGCUAAGAUCUACCAAGCACUACCAAUUCCUGUGGUGAAGAAAAUGAAGUUAUGAGGACACAUUGCUUUGCCUUCUGGCUACCAGCACUGCCCCCAAUAGAUGGACUACUGACUGCUUACAAUAGGCACAUUGCCAGAGUGCUCCAGAGAUGUAGCAUUUUGUUGUUGUUUUCAAAAAGAAAUCUUACUGUAAGUAACUAGAGCGGCCACGUGUGACAAAAAAGCAUUCCUCUGUGAUCAGCCUGUGUUCUGUGAUCAUCAGCUGCUGUCCUGUUGAUUUGCUCAUUGAUACCAUGUUGAUUCUCAUGUUACAAAGCAAGGUUUGCCUCUGUUUUCACAGGGUGCUGCUCUUUCAGUGCCCCUGUGACAGGCUAAUUUUUGUGCUGCCCCUCAAAGGGUGAGUUCUAGAUCUAAAAGCCAUUGAGAAUUAUCGUUUUCCCCAGCCUGUGAACUGUCAUAACAGUCGUCUUCUUUUUCCAUGGUGUUAGCUGCUCACAUAAACAUGGAAUGUCAAUUCAAAGGUUUACUGAAAAUCUAAGAUAAAAAAUGUAUAUUUGAAUGAUUACUAAGAUACUGGGAAACUUGACUGGACAGUAAGAAUUCACCCUUAAACUUCAAAGACAUUCGAUCAAGCUCUUUGAGAUCUCUCUGCAUUGUACAUUCUAACCCACAGCACAUAGUUGGGGAAAAAAUGAUAGAGGAGUGAAUAAAGUGUACCAGCGGGGAUUGAUGAAACCAUAUCUUUCUGCUUGCUUAGAAAACAGCAGUUCUCCUAUAGGUCGUGGGAUUUUUACCAGUGGUUGCUCAGGUAGAGGGUUUUCCUUAGAGAAGCAGCUGUAGGUUAACAGGAAAGAACUGUCAAUCAGCACAUACACUUCCUUAGUCUUUCCCAUACGGUCCCUCCAUUCAACAAUAUUCAGGACCAAUCUGGAGGGCUCAUAGUUGCCAGUCAAAGAGAGCAUCCUGUCCAAGUCUCCAGUUUAUGGCUAGGAAUACUGGGACACAGCUUAUUCUGCCUCAAAGAUAGUGUUUCAUCUUUCCAGGGAGAUCAGAGGGAACAGGGUCAGACUACUCUGCUGUGUUGCUUUCCUAGUGUGUCCUCAGGCUAAGUAUGUUAGGCCUCCUGGAAGAGUUAUAUGAGGCUGGCAGGUCAUUGAAUAGAAGUCUUUGAGGUCUUACCACUGAAGAGUUAGAAUGGGAACCACCAUAACUAGUGGAAUAUCUUGAGCCUACUUUCUCCCUUCAAAUUUAAUCUUGUCAGCUAAAAAUCUGACUAAUGAAGGCAGAUUAGUGUGUCCUGCUGGGACAUCUUUUGAAGCUGGGAAGCUGAACAUUGUUCAGUGAUAUUUCUGCUCAGAAAUGCUAUCAAAGUGUCUCCUGUGGCUCUGGCUAGUCUAAGAAAUCUAAGGAGGGAGAAAAUGUAGGAAGAAUAGUUUUUCAAAGCACACAAAAUUGUCAGUUUUGCCAAUAGUAUUUGUUUUCCCCUUUUGCUCCUCUCUGCCACUGCUACUACAAAAAUUGUUCUAGCUGAUAAUGGUGACUUUGUUUUGCUCUGUUUUUUAGGGCUCUUGUGACUAAGUUACCUUUUUUUCCAUGGUAUUCAAAAUAUAUUAGCUUGUGACUAGAAUGAAAGAGCGAUGAUUCUGAGUGCCAUUCCAAAGGCUAGGUAGGUGUUGAACUCUACAAGCCUUGUCCCUAAUUUUUAGAUCAGUUGCUCUGAAAAUCAAAGCAAUCAUGGGCAAAAUUCAGGUAGUGCUGAAGAUUACAUGCCCCUCAAGCUGCUCCUGGGUUUUAAAACUGGAAAUGUUCUUUUCAGUCUUACUAUAUAGUUGUUUUGAACAAGUUGAAUGUCAUGUGUAUUUAAAAAAAAGAAAAAGAAAGAAAGGAUACAAGCUUUCCUUCCUUUGCUUCUCAACAAGAGCCUCUUAAUGAAAGAUUCCUCCUUCCAGCACAAUUAUUUUUACUCUUUAGGCAUUUGUGCCACUUCCAGGAUGGGCAAUACUUUUAAAAGGCAGGCAAGUAUUUUCCCAAUGUCUUUUGAUGGUUUGAGGAUUUCACCCUCAGAUCACAAACUAUUCCUUGAAAAAGUUAGUCUCACUUAUGUUUCAACCUUGAUUAUCUAAGUCUCACUUAUCUGAUGGCCAAAACAGAGCCAGAUCCCUGAAAUCUAGCAAAUACAGUGAAAGAAAUCACUGAGUAUGUUAAUCUGGGUUAUCUCAAUAUAUACACUAUCCUGAGGCAAUUCUGUUCAUAUAAUUGCACCUGACACAUUGUAUUAGUGGAACACACAUGCUCUCAAGAGAUGGACCAAAACCAGCAUAUUUCUUUCAUGAGCAAUUGACAAACCACGUGAAAGAAAGCAAUACUGAGAAAGUUCCUGGUUUGGGCUUUGGUUUUCUGCAAAGCACCAUGGGUGCAGGGGUUGCCCUUUGCUGUGCACCAUUUAACUGGGUCACUGACAGUUUCCCUUCCCUGCUCUUUGUGUAAAUGCCUGGGAGGAUCAUGCCACAUGGGUCAAUCCCCUAGACUGGUUUGGUCAGCUACCACAAGCAUGUUGUAUUUGUGCUAACGUGAAGUUUCUAAUUUUACAAUUUUUGAAAUUCUCAGGGUGAAAUCAUAAGACUUGGCUCUAGGAAAACUUUUUUUUUUUCCUAAAAAGUCUUAUCUUAUUAAAAGAAGAAAAUUUUUAAAAGUAGCUUUUAAAGGCUUGUCACAUGGGGCCUGUUUGGAGUUAGGGCUGGGUCUCAUGCCUGUGAAUACUUAGUAUAGGAUCACUGCAGUCUGCUAAGCCUGAUGGAUAAUAGAGCAUCGUAGCAGAGUGUAAUGGGGCAGAUACUCCUGUGAAAUGCAAAGGGCUCCCGUUGACAUUUAUGGAACGAAGUCCGUGUAUUACUCUGAAGCCAGAAUUAUCACCAGUCAGCAAUAGUUUUGUGCCAUAUGAUUACUUUUUAAUAUUUGACUGUUCUAGAAUUUGCACUUGCACACCUUGACUAGUAAAUUAACUGACUGCUUGUACUUUGUACAGUCUUUUAACAAUCCCUGCGCAAGCUGCAGUUAUCCUCUUUGUAAGGUUUUAUUACUACAUAUGUUCUCAUGUUUGCCCACAUAGACAAUUGCCAUUGUAAGAGUGAUUUUUGAUUGGAUUUUGUUUGUUUGUUUGUUUGGAUGUUUGUUUUUUGCAUCUGUUCCAAUGCUUGUAUUACCUGUCGCCGAAAUAGCUGGUCCUUUUUCGGAGUUAGAUGUAUAGUGUUUUGUACAUUUUCUUAUAGACUUCCCAAUAAAAAAAGAUAUAUUUUCUAUUUAUUUAUUACAAUGGCACUAAGACAACUAAAUUGCAGACAUAUGAAGCAUUUUUACUGGAGUUCAGCAUUGUCCAAGUUGUUAAGGAGGUCGGCAAUAUGUCUUUUCCGAUAAUCUGCUUUGCACUUGAAAGCUCUCUAUGUCCGCAGAAUGUGGUAAUGCAUUGACUGUCUAUUUUAUGAUGACAAGAGCUCUUGGAACAUUAGUUCCAAAAGUUUGUGGCUUACAACUGAAAUAGUAUGUAGUUGUUUGGAA
Rhea pennata is the source of this 9455-nucleotide messenger RNA. RefSeq names its product cell migration inducing hyaluronidase 1 (gene CEMIP). The record is from RefSeq and is a predicted model, not a curated record. The transcript has 29 exons. NCBI's taxonomy places the organism in Eukaryota, Metazoa, Chordata, Aves, Rheiformes, Rheidae. Bases 1873 to 5955 code for a protein of 1360 amino acids.